This is a messenger RNA of Paecilomyces variotii, 2862 nucleotides long. RefSeq names its product mitochondrial respiratory complex I chaperone. Lineage: Eukaryota; Fungi; Ascomycota; Eurotiomycetes; Eurotiales; Thermoascaceae. Bases 205 to 2601 code for a protein of 798 amino acids. The transcript is spliced from 2 exons. The record is from RefSeq and is a predicted model, not a curated record. Gene Ontology annotation, molecular function: protein binding.
CUCUUGCAAUGCAAGCUUCUUCCUAGUUCUGCGACCUCUGCUCUCUUCGCCUCGAUCUUCAUGUGGUCUCUGAUGCCAAUUGUUUGCCGAUGACACAGUGAUCCUUCGAACAAUUACUAUACUCGAGCUGUGCUUCGAUUCGGAGAAGCAUUAUCAUUUUGAGGGCGUUAAUUUUACGACAACCUCGCAGACUAUGCGCGCAACAUGCAGUCCCACCUGACCAAGAAUGUAUUUCGCGCGAUCUUGAAUAAUGAGCCUAUCCAUUUUUCACAGUGCCAUGGGCGAAGAGGCCUUCCUCCGCUUUUGUCUUCGUUGCGUGGAAGAAGACUGGCCCUUCGCUCCCCGCACUAUCUACAACGACGAACUCUUUUCGCCUUCAACUUCCCUCCACCCCCUACUGAACAGCAAUCGUCGACAAAGCCUCUAUCUCCAGAGACGGGCUUGAAGGCUAUGAGAGAUCUUUCCAAGUCGUUGGCAGACAAAAGCAGACCUCCGACAAACGAUAUUCUAGCAAAGGCCUUCCGAGAUUUUUUCUCUUCUCACGUCGAUACGCCUGGUGUCAUCACCGAUUUUCACGCGAGACUACUUAUAGUUACGUGGAAGCACCUGAAGGCACAACAGGAAGAGCUAGAGCCGGACGAGUAUGGGGCAGUCUUUUCCACGGAAAAUCUCGAAAAUGUUCUAUUUGUCCUCUCCGAGGCACAAUGCCUUGAGGAGUCCCGGGAUGCAGUGCAGAAAGUAGCACGCUUUGCUUUCCUAGAGCUUUGUUCCGAUCGAGGUUUUGGUCCCAACAACGUCAACCAGCAACCACUACUUGCGUAUAUAAAUCUCUUGUGCUCCUAUGGGAAUCCUGAGGAAGCGCGGCAUGUGGUAGAGAAAUUCUGGAACCAACUCCGAGAAUGUAAGCCUUCUCCAUGGCUCACAGUGAUGAGGGGAUUUGCAAUGAAGGGCGACAGACGCCAACUUCGGAGGAUUACAGAGGAGCUUGAGAAGCAGGGCACCAAGUUCGACCGGGAAUCCCAUGAGCAUCUGACCUUGGUUCUCAUUGAGCAAGACCUUCUCAAUGCAGUCAAGUCGAUCUAUGACUGCCCAAUUUCUGGAAACCUUGAGCCCACAAUUGCUACAAAGAAAGCUGUGAUCAAGUAUGCAAUCCUUAGGUCAGAGUCUGAGUGGGCUACACACGUUUUCCAAUCUCUUCCUCAAGAGCUUACUCCUGAGACACGAGAUAUCAUCUUGCUUUGGGAGGCUGCGAAAGGGGGGAAGGCGGCUGAAUUGUCAGCGAAAAUGAAGGUCAUUGCCGCGGAGAACCCCGAACUACAGACAUCGCUCACUAUCUCGACUGUCAAUGAUCUAGUCGAGCUCGCUAAUGGCAAAGAGGAUCCCGCGUUGGCACUUGACUUUCUUUCGCUGGCAUCCCAAUGGGGCCUCCAGCCAAAUACGCAGACACAUAUGCUACAUCUAGAGUCACGAGUCCAAGCCGGUGACGUGGAUGGGAUUCUAGGAUGCUUGGAUAAGAUCGAAGACAUCCAAUCUGUAGCGUUGUCCUACGUGCCAUUGAUAAACAGAGUGGUCACUGCUCUUUGCUUGUCUCAGCCCUCGGAUACCUUGUUCGACCAGAUUCUAUCUCUCCUCGACCCUCUCGUGGAGAAUAAUAUUCGCUUUGAAGCGGCGACUGUCGCUGCCUUAUCUCACAUGUUGCUCCUCCGACGUGAUUGGAACGCACUUUCUGAACUUCUCCGCCCGCGUCUUGGUUCCUAUGAUACGGAGGAAAGGAGCACGAUCAGGAAAUCUUUCACUACGUUCAUCUUGGACCCCAAUCUCAAGAGCGAGGACGCAUGGGAAGCGUAUGGCAUCCUGAAGCUCGCGUUCCCAGAGACAGGCGUCGCUACUCGAACCGACAUCAUGACUUCCUUCUUCAAGCGGAAUCGCAGUGACCUGGCGUGUAUGGUCUUCGGCCAUAUGCGUCAAGCAGACAAGCUAUCGCAACGCCCCAAACCAGACACGUACGCUAGAUGCUUCCAAGGCCUGUCUCGAGCCGCAGACAAAGAGAACCUUGAGCUGGUACAUAACAUGUUGAAGCUUGACCUUGAAGUUGAUAUCAACACGAGAAUCCUAAAUGGAUUGAUGCUCGCGUAUGCAUCCUGCGGAAACCCCGAAAAGAGCAUGGAGAUAUUCCGCGACAUUCUACAAUCAGACGAAGGACCCAACCACAAGACCAUCACGAUCUUCUUCAAAGCAUGCGAGAACCAUCACAACGGAGCUCAGGAAGCUUUCAAAAUGAUGGAAAAGACGAAACUGCUAGAGAUAGCCGUCGACCGUCGGAUGUACCAUGCGUAUAUCGAAGCCCUAGCCGCGCAGUGCGAAUUUGACCAUGCAGUCCAGGCCGUGGACAAGAUGGAAUCCCAAAUAGGCCAUCCUCCCACUCGCAAUACCAUCGGCCUCUUCUACAACGCCAUACCAUACAAAUAUUGGAAAGAUCAAGUCGAACAAUGGGCAAAAACAACUUAUCCUGAUCUAUGGUCUCAGCUCGAAGAACUACCUCGCACGGAGCAUGAAGAAGGACCGAAAUUCGACGCCAUCAGAAACGAUAUCGCUCUCUAGGAGCGUUGUCGUUCUAAAAGAAGGAAAGAAAAAAAAAAGGGAUCAAAAGGAAUCUGGGGGAAUGCAUUUAUCAUGAUGUGCUUUGAUACGUGGAUAUGGAUGUGGAUAUGGAUAUGGAUUUUACUACUAGGUAAUUAGUAUGUAUAUAUAUAUAUAGGAUCAGAGACAGAAACAGUGCCUGCCACUACGAAAGGCAUGCUAUGAAAUAUUUUAUCUAGUUCAAGAAUCAUGUUUUGUCUUAUCAUUUAACAUAUUGUGGAU